This is a messenger RNA of Verticillium dahliae VdLs.17, 582 nucleotides long. RefSeq names its product deoxyuridine 5'-triphosphate nucleotidohydrolase. Gene Ontology annotation, biological process: dUTP catabolic process; dUMP biosynthetic process. The coding region runs from base 1 to 582 and encodes 193 amino acids. Gene Ontology annotation, molecular function: dUTP diphosphatase activity; magnesium ion binding. The transcript has 2 exons. NCBI's taxonomy places the organism in Eukaryota, Fungi, Ascomycota, Sordariomycetes, Glomerellales, Plectosphaerellaceae. The record is from RefSeq and is a predicted model, not a curated record.
AUGACCACUACUGAGAACAUCACCUCGCCUCCGACAUCUCCUCCAGCCAAACGCGUCAAGACUACCGACGAGACUCUCGCUUCCAUCCCAUCCCACACAGUCACGCCCGCGACAACGCAGCCCACCAUGUCCUCCCAGGCCCCUGCUCUCCUCAUCAAGAAGCUCUCCCCAGCCGCACGCCUCCCCACGCGCGGCUCUGCUUUCGCCGCCGGGUACGAUGUCUAUGCAUCCAAGGCGACUUCCAUUCCAGCCCGCGGCAAGGCUCUCGUGGACACUGACAUUGCCAUCUCCGUGCCAGCGGGCACCUACGGCCGCAUCGCCCCCCGCUCUGGCCUCGCCUCCAAGCACUUCAUCGACACGGGCGCUGGCGUCAUUGAUGCCGACUACCGCGGCCAGGUCAAGAUCCUGCUGUUCAACCACGCCGACACCGACUUUGCGGUGGCCGAGGGUGACCGCGUCGCCCAGCUGAUCAUCGAGCGCAUCUACACUCCCGAAGUGGUCGAGGUAGAGGAGCUCGAGGAGAGCGUCCGCGGCGCUGGCGGCUUCGGAAGCACUGGCGUCGCCCUGGACAAGAAUGCCUAA